Molecule: messenger RNA, 2226 nt
Organism: Pyricularia pennisetigena
Lineage: Eukaryota; Fungi; Ascomycota; Sordariomycetes; Magnaporthales; Pyriculariaceae
Exons: 1
Coding region: 1-2226 (741 amino acids)
Source: RefSeq, a predicted model, not a curated record
AUGCCUCGGGCCGCUCAGCAACAGGCGCCUUCUCCGCCUGCCGUCCAACAGCGGCCUGUCAGGAACCGCAAGAUCAAGCAGAAGGGAUACGAGUUUGAAGUCCUUAGUAAGGUACAGAGCUCCAAUUGUGAGGACCACCGGGCUGAGACAACAACCGCCAAUCCUGCCCCCCUGGUGAAGCACAAGCCACUCGCCCUGGCCGUGCCAACCCCGAAACGAAAGCGACGCCAUGCAUUGUUUCUGGGCCAGGCCUCGAAAUCCGGCUCGUCGUACUCUUUCACUCCUGGGAAGAAGAGGAAGCAUGAGCUGCAGAGUCAGAAAUCCGGCAGGCCUCGCAGGUUGCCAGCUGCAGCCGACCCGAUGCCGGACCCCUCCACCUCUGCUCCAGUAGACCCUGCUUCAGACCCAGUACCAGCUACUACCGAUGAGGCAACUGAACCGGCCCAGCUAGUAAUAAGGCGCCCUGGUCGGCCUCUCAAAGUCCGUCCUCCUCGAGGUGACGCUGCAAGUCUGGGGGGCCUCAAGGCUCCUGUAGCACAGGAAUCAGCAAAGUCGUCAAGGCAUCUACGGGCUGAACAGCGAGCGCAACAGCGAGCUAAGCGGGAGGUGGUUGUGCAAGAAGAUGAUCUAGUUGACACCACUCGGCAAACCGACGUGGCACUGGAAGGUCAGAGACGUCCUACGAGGAGAACUAGGACGGAUCGAGACGGCAACAAGCAAGAUAGCCAGCGUCCCGAUCCCCUGACUCACCCAGACAGCAACCGAGAUGAUUUCUUAGGCCAGAGGAAAAGGCAGCGGUUGGUUGUGAACAUUGACAGCGCACCAGGGCCAAAGGCAACGCCUACUAUAUCGGAUAAGCCAAUACCCGAGAACGGCCAGCAAGUACUUCAUGACGGAAACAUGUUCAGUAAGGAAGACUCGCCGCAGAAUCUGACCAAACUGGAUCACACGUCUCCAUUUGUUCGUGCACUGCAAAGAAGACCUCAUCUCGCCCGCUUCCUGACGCACAACCAGUCAGUUGCAGCCUUACCAUACCCAGGCAAAAUGAACAUCUCCACGACUCAAACCUUUCGUGAUAGCACCAAACCAAGCAGAAAUGGCGCCUCACAUACAAAUGGUCGUACUAGUGGUCAUACCCAUUCCAUAGACUACUUGCAGCAGCUGGAUUUCAAUGCUGAGGACCUCUUACCUGAUCCAAUGCUCUCCCAUGUGGUCUGGAUCGCUCAAGACAACGCCUGGAACCCAAGACGAGAGCAGCAACUGAGGCUCAGUAUUGGCAACUGGGCUGCGAACGCGGCAAGUGCAGCAAAAGGCAACGAUGCCGAGCUAUGGAUGUGGCGUCUCAUGAUUCACUUCUUCAAGGCCAUGCCACACGAACUCUGGAGGUACGGACUUCGUCCACAUCGUAGCGAAUGCUGGGCGACUGGAGCCGUGACGGGUUCGAAGCCCAGCGAACAAGCUUACAAUCCUAGUUAUGACUUUUGUCUCGAGCUAGGAAUUCUUCUCUGUCACCCAGUCUGGAACGGCGAUCUUAUGAAACUGCGCUUCGCUCUACAAACAGCCAUCUGCAGCCGUAUCAAGGACCACGAGCCCCCAGUCGCUGGCCUGGACGGUCGUAUGAUUGCUUCUACCAAGCGAAUCACCGACAUGCUUGUUGGCUCUUGCAGGAAGAUGGCGCCUGAGAAGGAGCUGGAACUGAUGUGCAAGAUCCAAUCGCAGUAUUACCAUUGUGGUGGUAUCAAGUCGGACCAAGACAUCCAAUGGCUGACCUCCAAGCUAGCUAGCUCGAAAAGAGGCAGCUGCAUACCCACUACUGAGGAGGAACGUCUGCUUUUCUUCUUGCGCACAUCCGACAUGGAGGCGCUUCGCGAGGUUCUGGACGCGCAGGAAUCUCAUGGCCAGGCGAAAUGGCGGCCUGCGGUCGAGUACUGUCGUAUUUUUGCUGAAACACCGGCCGGCAUGGCUCUGACAGGCGAGCCAACACAGCCUCCAGACCGGAUGGUUUUAGUCCCGGCCGACCAUUUGACCCUCGCACGCUGGAAGACGGAGUGCUUCAUCGCCGAGAGGCGUGAGCGACUGAUCCGGGAGGAGGCCCUCCCCACCUUUGCAAUGCUUUUCGACAUCCCCCGUGGCGAUCCCCAGCCGUAUCACGUCUUUAGUGGGGGAGAAUUUUCGGAAGCACAGCAGAGGAUUGUCACUGGCACUGUAACCCUGCCGGAGAAAUGA